Molecule: messenger RNA, 2254 nt
Organism: Exophiala xenobiotica
Lineage: Eukaryota; Fungi; Ascomycota; Eurotiomycetes; Chaetothyriales; Herpotrichiellaceae
Exons: 2
Coding region: 233-811 (192 amino acids)
Biological process (GO): Mo-molybdopterin cofactor biosynthetic process
Cellular component (GO): cytosol
Molecular function (GO): molybdopterin synthase activity
Source: RefSeq, a predicted model, not a curated record
CAAAAAAUGCGCUCAUAUUCUGAUGCCUCUCUUGCACGAUACGCCAGAACUUUUCCCCGUGCGAUAUUGGACUAAGUACCGGUGGAAUAAUCUUUCGGUCCUGUUGCUAUCUCCAAGAUGAGUUAUAUGCAGAAGAGGAGCGCGAGGUGAAAGCAUUUUUCCCCUUUCUCGCACACAGCUGCAUCACGCAAGUGAAUGGUAGACUCGCAACAGCGCACGCCUCCAGAACAUCAUGUCUGCAGCAGACAACCCUUCUGCCACGAAUGGCACUGAAGCCACGACAUCAACGAAGUUGUCCUCAAUCCUUGAUCCCGCCAACUUCCCUCAAACCCUCUCUUCCGAGACCAUCUAUAUCUCCCUGGUCUACGAUCCACUUGACAGCCAAUCCUAUCUGCGCUUCACCCGCUCCCCCACUGCCGGUGCCAACGUUCUCUUCCUCGGAACCACCCGCAACAACUUUGACUCUCGGCCUGUCUCACGGCUGUCAUACUCAGCCUACCCAUCCCUGGCUCUAAAAUCACUGUACUCGAUCGCUGAGGAUGUGCAGAAGAAGCAUAGGCUCGAGAAGGUCGCGAUCGUGCACCGGCUGGGUGAGGUUAAGAUCGAAGAAGAGAGCAUUGCAGUUGCCGUGAGUAGCGGGCAUAGGGCGAGCGGCUGGACCGGGGCAGAGGAAAUUCUGGAGAGAGUGAAGGCGAGAGCGGAGAUCUGGAAGAGAGAGUGGUUUACUGAUACUGGGGAGGUGGAGGAAGGGGUUUGGAGGGCGAAUAGGGAUAGGGAUGGGCAGGGGAAUGUCAUCAACAACAAUACCUGAUCAUCAACCUACCUCAGCAAUGGGGCUAUCAUGGGCGUAAGCCGAGAACAACAGUUUUUCGACAUUGACGUGGCCCCAAUAUCGAAAAGGCAUGGCGAAGUGCAAGUCUCGACUACCUUAUGCGAUGUGGUAGCCUUGCUACACCUACAUCAAGGCUUGGCGAGAAAGCAUACCGACUCUAUCAUUUCUGCCGUUCUUCACCCUUCAAAUAUUAAAGAAGUGCAAUUUCUGCCAACAAUUCCUCAUCGGUGUCUGGUCAAACUAGCAUUCGGUUAGGGGCGUACUAGUGACGAAUUGUUGUCGACAUUAACCACCAACAACACAAAAUUCAUCCGGGUUCGACUCUCACUGUUGGCUAUAGUACGUCACAUGAUUACUUUCCAACUAGAAGGCUGCUUUGCGUCAGAUGGGGGGAGGGUGAUUCUGGGGGGUAUGAGAGCGCGCGCGGACAAGAAAUAGGUGGACUAGCGCUGAUAUGGAGUAUACAAUUGGGAUACAACGGGAUUUACAAUUUCAACAACUACUACCAACAGGAUCCGGAUCGAAAAAACCACCUAACCACUAGGGAGUUUCCCUCACCAGCCACCGUCUAGGAACACCAGUUCCUAGGCGCUGGCUGGCAGAGUUUUUUGUCUUCGUUCAAUGCUCGGAAGUUGGUAGGGUGUGAAUAAGAUUUUGCCUACUCAGGCCCUCCUGGACACGAUCAAAAGGCCACGCCAAAUUCACGGACGAGGGAACGGGCUAUCUACGCCGGCCACCGUUUCGCAUAUCCCACUGCUCCUUUCUAGCUCCUUGCCCGCGAUGGCACAGGCGGCGCUAUCAAAUCCACAGAUUGGGUAAUAUAUCGGCAGACGAGCAUCUCAGGAAAGUUCUCGUCAUAGCUACUCAACCGAGACGCUCGUGCAGAAAGGUGGGCUCGAAGCCAUGACGACUCUGAAAGUAGAAUGGUGGUUGGGAGUUUAAUCACAAGGUCCUCCAGACAAACGUCUUCGCUUGAAAAAGUGCCGCCCUCGAGCUGUUGAUGGUAUACGGGUAGACCAGCAACAGCUUCGCCAUCCGAGGGCAACCCUCAAAAUGGCUGUCGUUGCUUCGAUGGCGAGGCUCGUUGGCGCACUAACGUAGCCGCUGUCGAUACUGGAUUCAGAUAGCAUUCCCGGGCUUAGGAGAUGCGCUCCGCAGACAAACACAGGAUCGCGACAAUAUGUAAGAGCUGUCAAUGAGACGAGCAAUGGUUCAAUUCCUUGGAGGACGAUACGUGGUCAAGGAAACUGUGGUGUGAACCUCCUCGUUGGGUCUAGGCCACCAUGCAGAUGCGAUGACUCAGCUGGAGGAAGCUCUGCAAAGUAGAAUUACAUAUUUUCUUCUCGGCUCGGUGCCUUCAUUCUGCUUGCGAGCUUCUCUAAUCGGAUGUCAUCAACGGCCACCACGGUCGAAACUAUCAAG